Molecule: messenger RNA, 1518 nt
Organism: Acaulospora morrowiae
Lineage: Eukaryota; Fungi; Glomeromycota; Glomeromycetes; Diversisporales; Acaulosporaceae
Source: the annotation of a GenBank genome assembly
AUGCUCUGUCGAAGAAGAUAUAUCUUCGCUUCGAAUAAUAGACCAGCGUUUGGCGUAACUAAACAGCACGUAGCUGAUAACGCGGACAUCAAGUUAAUAGAGGAAAGGGAUAUAGAUACUUUCUUAGAUGAGACAUAUAAAAAGAAAGACUUGUCUGGAGUCUCAAAUGAGACCACCUCUUCUGUAACAAAGGACAAAAAAUCUAAAUCACAUAAGAAGAAGGAAGCGGAGAAUAUUGUACAGAAUGUGUUUGAUUUCACAGCCACUUCGGCACCUGAGAAAAAUCAUAUGACUGAAAUUUCCACGACGGCCCCAACGCUGGUUGAGGACGAUUUUGAUAAAAUAAUCAUGGAAACUUUCGAGGAGGAAGAGGCUAGGAUAGAGAAGAGAGAACAAGGCAUCAUCAAAUGUAGUAACUCCGAUAAAGGAACAAACGAAAAUGAGACAGAAGAUAAUAGCGACAGUAGUCAUGAUAGUGAUUCUGAAGAAGAGAUGCCAGAUGAUUCGGAUGAUGGAUAUAGUGGAUAUGAAGAAUAUGGUGGACUCGAUAGAGGUUAUUAUUAUCGUAACGAAAGAUACGAAAGAAAAAGCUCACCAAUGAUGAGUCUCCGGGUUUUUGGAAACAAACCGCUCUUUAGUUGUCAAAACACCUCCAUUGUCAGAAAAUUGGAAAGGACUCAAAUGGAGCGUGGUACAGACGUUUUUUGCGAACUUCAAAAGAUUGAAUCUACCGCAAAUGCACCAGUCGCAGAAGAGGCAUAUUUUCCUAGCCCAAGUGAUAAUGAAGAGCACCUCUUGACAGCUUUCUACCUGAAUCCAGAGUAUAGGCAUAUUUUCCUAGCUCUCAUUAUUUGCGAUAUGGAUACUCAUCCGUAUUGGCGGGAAAUUAUAGAAGAACGUAAAAAGGCAGGUGAAAAACCUUUAUUUGUGCACAUCUGUGGGGGAGAAUAUUGUGAUGAAAUCGUGGACGAAUGCCAACAAUCAUCGAAAAGACUCAUGAAGGACGAACAAGGACAAAGUCGAUCAAGAAGCGGAGCAGAAAAUAAUGUUGAAUCGCAGGAUCCAGUCUCUGCAUCUGAUGAUGAUGAUUCGGACGUAUCUGAUCAGGCACAUUAUAUUCGGGAUAGGUUAAGUAGACAACCGCCUCAAAAUGAAGAGGCAGCGAAAGAUUCAGCUGAAAUAGUGUUAGCAAGUGAAAGAGAUGCCCUUAAACAUGGCUACCUAAAGAAAUUAAGUCAAUUUGUCAAACUUAAUGAACAACGAUAUUUUGUGUUCACUCAUGAAGGUUCUUUGAACUACUUUAAAAAUGAAAAGGAUGGUACAGACGCUAAAGAAAUUAUGAUCACUCGUGAUGUUCAAAUCAGGAAUGUUAAUGGCAAAAAUUCAGAGUUCGAAAUUGAAACAAAAACAAGGACCUAUAGACUCAUUGCUUCAACAGAAAAAGAAAGGGACGAGUGGGUAUCUGUACUUAACGAAUACAAAAAAUCUCUUCCUGAAUCUCAUGAGAAUACGACUUAA